Messenger RNA from Metarhizium acridum CQMa 102, 1536 nucleotides. The record is from RefSeq and is a predicted model, not a curated record. Lineage: Eukaryota; Fungi; Ascomycota; Sordariomycetes; Hypocreales; Clavicipitaceae.
AUGCCACCACCGAUCCGGGGCUUCGGCGCCGGUCCUGGCGUUGGUGGGCCUUUCCACCAACCCGGAUUCUCUUCUCAUGGACAGCCUCAAGGCGGGCCGAUGGGUGGUAACCAAUAUCUGAAUGCCAAUACCCAGAUAAGCUCCUUUGCAGGAGCCAACGGCAACGCCUUUGCUGGUCUCAAUGGGUCAGGAUUUGCUGACUCCGGCUUCGGCAGCCAGAGCGCUAGAAUGGGCUUUGCGCAUGGUCCCGCUGCCGGAUUGCAACAACCUCAGCAUGGGGGGCAGUUGCAGCACGGUGUAUUGAUGGAGCAUCCGACAAUGAGAGCCCAAACUAAUAAGGGAAGAAUACGAGAGGUCUGGAAACAUAAUCUAGAGGAAGAAAUGGCGGUAUUAAGAGACAUUGUGGACAAGUAUCCAUUCAUUGCCAUGGUAAGUCCUUAUUACGCUUUAUUCAUGGCCGCCCCCAACCAGCAUUUGUACAUUUUGAAUGCUAACGGUACGAAACAACAGGAUACGGAAUUCCCCGGAGUUGUUGCCAGACCUAUGGGCUCAUUCAGGGGCAAAAGUGAUUACCACUAUCAAUGUUUACGGACAAACGUCGACAUGCUCAAGGUUAUCCAAAUUGGACUGACUCUGUUCAACGAAGAAGGCGAGACUCCACCGGCAAGACCCGGACCGGACUUGGGACUUGGACCCAAAGCCAUGAAGGCGGCCAGCCAGGGACCUUUCCCGUACUCGUGGCAAUUCAAUUUCAAGUUCUCCCUCAAGGACGACAUGUAUAAUGAAAAGUCUAUCGAGUCGCUGCAGCAGGCUGGUAUUGACUUUAGUCUUCUUGAACGAGAUGGCAUCGAUCCCAAGGCAUUCGCCGCACUUCUCAUUCCCUCGGGAUUAGUAUGCUUUGACGAAGCUAGAUGGAUCUCUUUCCAUGGAGGGUACGAUUUUGGGUAUCUCACAAAGCUGCUAAUCUGUACGCCGCUGCCCAACGACGAGGCUGAGUUUGACAGCAAGAUGAAGCUGUAUUUCCCCACGACAUACGAUGUCAAGCACCUCAUGAAGUAUGCCAUACGGCUACACACGCAAGGAUUCCUCACGCCUAAUGAUCCCGCUGUAGUUGAGAUCUUGAACAAAUUCGAGCACAAGUCUGGCCUGGAGAAUAUUGCCGAGACGUUCAAAGUCAAACGAAUUGGGUCAGCGCAUCAGGCUGGGUCAGACUCUCUUCUUACUGGGAAAGUAUUCUUCCAGAUGCGAGAUAGGAUCUUCAAUGGAUCAAUUCCUGAAGACCACAUUGGUAGAGUCUGGGGUCUGGGAGUUCCCGAAGGUCCAAUGCCUCCUAUGAUGCCGCAGGGUGGCAACGAUCAUGGCCAGAAUGGCGGCACCCCAAGCACGCCCAACCAAAUACCCGCUAGCCUCAUCAGCAGUCCUGUAGCUACACAGAAUCACAAUUCCAAUGGAGGUAUGUCGCACAUGGGUCCUAUGACUCCCGGGGGAGGUGGCGGCGUCUUUGGAAGCUUCGCCUUUGCCGGCAACAGCAGAUAG